UUUAAAAUUGACAAACCUAAAACUACCUUUUUUCGUGUCUGUUUUCGUGUAAUAUUUACAUAUAAAAAAAAAAUAUUUUAUAUCAUUUACCGACAAUUCGAACAUCUCAUCGGUAAUUGCUAAAUUAUGUCAGACUCCGAAAACUCUGAAACUACAGAAUAUAAUAACUUUAAAGAAAUUCAAGAAGAAAUAGAAAAAUGUAAGCGAAAUCCAGAAACUUCGGGAAUGUUUGUGUCUGGGUGGGAUGAUGCUGAUCAAGAUGUUGAUGUUGUGAAAAAUCCUAAAGAAAAUCCAAUAGAUCAUAUCCUGUGGGCUGCAGAAAAUGGCGACGUUGAAUUAUUGAAAGAAUUAUUAACAAUCCAACCUGGGCUUGUCCAUGCUCGUGAUUCUGAUGGUUAUACUCCCCUGCACCGAGCAUCCUACAGCAAUCAUAUAGCUGCUGUUCAGUACUUACUCAGUGUUGGGGCCAAUAUCAAUGCCAAGACUCAACUUGGGUGGACACCACUGCACUCAGCUUGUAAUUGGAAUAACUAUAAGAUAGUUGCAAGAUUACUGGCAGCUGGGGCAGACCCUACAGCACUUUCAGAGGGAGAACAGACCCCACUACAUUUGGCAGCAGCAGUUAGUCAUUGUAAAUCAACAUUAUUAGUUUUAUUUUUAAGGAGAGAUUUAAUAGAAAUAGCUAGAAAAACUAACAACAGUGGUGAAACUCCUGAAGAUUUGGCUAGAGGUCAUGGUAUUUAUGCACCUUUAUUUGAAAUGGUGUGCCCAGCAAUAUCACACAUUCAUUCAUUAGCUUUUACAUGUAAUCCUUUUGUUCGUAGAAAGCAAAUAAUUUUACUUAAAAAAUAAAAAAAUUAGAAGUAUAAGUAAAUAUUUUA
Manduca sexta (tobacco hornworm) is the source of this 881-nucleotide messenger RNA. RefSeq names its product ankyrin repeat domain-containing protein 49 (gene Ankrd49). Lineage: Eukaryota; Metazoa; Arthropoda; Insecta; Lepidoptera; Sphingidae. Bases 127 to 852 code for a protein of 241 amino acids. The record is from RefSeq and is a predicted model, not a curated record. Gene Ontology annotation, molecular function: protein binding. The transcript has 4 exons.